GGCCCACGCCAUUGCUCCCAAAUUGUCAGGCAGAGACGCCAAGGCAGACUGGACCAUCCACAGCUGUGUCCUGCUGUGAGCUGGUGCCCCGUGCAUCCUUCUGGAGGCCUGGUCACAGCCCCAUAGUCCCAGCCACACCCAGAAAGGCCAGUGAGGAUUUGGUGUGGGGUGGGGUGGUCCUGAGAGGUAGAGGCCCCACUAGGGUCCUGUGGCAGGCAAGAGUGGGUGGGGUAUUGUGGACAGGAAGCGGAAGUGUCGGGUAACCCCUAGCUGCAGUUGAGCUCCAGAGCUCACUUCUCGCUCAACCCAGCCAGAGCCGGAGGUGGGCACCCGGCGUGAGGCCAGCAGACCAAUGGCUCUGCUCUGUGCCCUUGGUCUUGGCGCGCUGCUGGCCUUGCCAGGGGCCCUGGGUUCAGGUGGUGCAAAGGACAGCGUGGGCUCCAGCUCUGUUACUGUAGUGCUGCUGCUGCUGCUGCUCCUGCUGCUGGUCACCGGCCUGGCCCUGGCCUGGCGCCGCCUCAGUCGUGACUCGGGGGGCUACUACCACCCAGCCCGCCUAGGCGCUGCGCUGUGGGGCCGCACCCGCCGCCUCCUCUGGGCCAGCCCCGCAGGCCGCUGGCUGCAGGCCCGCACUGAUAUGGGGUCACUAGAUGACCCAGAGCAGCAGGAGGACGAGCAGGAGGCAGAAGAUGAGGACAUCACAGAUGGUGGCCAAGAGGAAGCUGAACCCCAGGAAGAGCAGCAGCGAUGCAGAACAGGACCCCGCCUGGAACAGGCCGAGGAAGCGCAGGACAGUGACGUGGAAGGGGGCCUGGACCUUGGCUCCCAGGGGCCAAUGGGCUCAGGGGGCAGUGCGGAGGCCCUGCUGAGUGACCUGCACGCCUUCUCAGGCACUGCAGCCUGGGACGACAGUGCUGGGGCAUCGGGGGGACAGAGCCUCCACGUGACGGCACUAUAGAGGCUCGCCUCAGUGUUCCAUCCCCGCCACAACCUCUCACUAGCCUCUGCUUCCCAAGUGCCACAGUGGAACAGCCCGCGCUGGACCUGCUGUCACUCCCAUCCACCCAUGGAGCACCUUGGACGUCACCCCCACCAAGUCCCAGGCCUGUGCAGCCCCACCCCCUCCAAAGGCCACCUCCAGGUAGCCCGUGGGCACUGGACUACUAUUUGAAAUAAAACCUCUCCAGU
Molecule: messenger RNA, 1188 nt
Organism: Sciurus carolinensis (gray squirrel)
Lineage: Eukaryota; Metazoa; Chordata; Mammalia; Rodentia; Sciuridae
Gene: Ptprcap
Product: protein tyrosine phosphatase receptor type C associated protein
Exons: 2
Coding region: 353-958 (201 amino acids)
Cellular component (GO): plasma membrane
Source: RefSeq, a predicted model, not a curated record